This is a messenger RNA of Aaosphaeria arxii CBS 175.79, 1437 nucleotides long. RefSeq names its product GroES-like protein. Gene Ontology annotation, molecular function: (R,R)-butanediol dehydrogenase activity. The coding region runs from base 104 to 1192 and encodes 362 amino acids. The transcript has 3 exons. The record is from RefSeq and is a predicted model, not a curated record. Gene Ontology annotation, cellular component: cytoplasm. Gene Ontology annotation, biological process: butanediol biosynthetic process. NCBI's taxonomy places the organism in Eukaryota, Fungi, Ascomycota, Dothideomycetes, Pleosporales.
UAAACAGCGUCCUUGUCGGCGAAAUCGAAAACGAGAACACCAAGGGACAACUCGGACAGAGAGAAAUUCACGGACAACAAUAUUAUUCUUUACACCAACGACCAUGCGUGCGGCAAGAUUCUAUGGGAAAGAAGAUAUCCGCGUGGAAGAUGUGGAGAAGGCCAGUUGCGGGGUGGGGCAAGUGAGGAUCGCCCCCGCCUACGUCGGGAUAUGUGGUACCGACCUUCAUGAAUACCUCGGAGGCCCCAACUUCGCCCCAGUCCCAGACAAACCGCAUCCCAUAACAGGAGACGCCGUGCCUAUAACCCUAGGCCACGAAUUCAGCGGCACCAUCACCGAACUCGGACCGAAUCUCACCUUCCCACAAUCUAUUCCCCUGAAGAUCGGCCAGCGCGUCGCCAUCCAACCAACUCUGUACUGCGGGGAAUGCAGCGCCUGCACCGCAGGCGUGGAAAACGUCUGUUACAACGGCGGAUUCGUAGGCUUGAGCGGCGGCGGAGGGGGAUUGAGCGAUUCCGUUGUCGUGCCUGAGCAUUGUGUGUUACCCUUGCCGGACAACGUUCCCCUGGAUAUUGGCGCUCUCGUGGAGCCAUUGAGCGUGGCAUGGCAUGCGAUCUCCGCAGCGCCUCUUACUCCUGAUUCCGUCGUGCUGGUUCUCGGUGGUGGGCCGAUUGGUCUUGCCAUCGUGCAAUGCCUGAAGGCGCUCAAGACUAGGAAGAUCAUCAUGAGCGAAGUUUCUAAAGCGAGACAGAGGUUCGCGAGAGAGUUUGGUGCGCACCACGUGCUCGAUCCGAAGACUUAUGAUCUGAUUUCCAUAAGUAAGGAGUUGAGUGGGAGUGAUGGCCCGGAUGUCGUAUUCGAUUGUGCGGGUGUACCGGCGAGUCUGAAGACAGCGUGUCUGGCGGUCAAGGCGCGAGGGACAGUGGUGAAUGUUGCAAUUUGGGAAAAGGAGGUCCCCUUCCAGCCGAAUAUGCUGGUUUUUAGGGAAGCCAAGUACACAGCUGUGCUGGGAUAUCAGAGGAAGGAUGUACAAGCUGUGAUAGAUCAUUUGGCAGAUGGCACUCUUCAACCCGCAAACAUGAUAACUAGUAAGAUACAACUGGAGAACAUCGUCGAGGAUGGUAUCAAAGCUUUGAUAAAGGAUAAGGAGAGUCAUGUCAAAAUCUUAGUAGAGGUAGGAGGUGGUAUAUAGAUUUUUCUUCAACAUCAAAAUAUCGCAAAACUGCCCUAUCACUGAAUGUCAUGUAAAACCAUUCUUCUCAAUAUUUGUUGAUAAUAUUCAUAUAGAGAACUAAACUAUUGAUGUUGUCCUAUCCUCAGGGUCCGGUUCAUUUGGAAGAGAAUCUCAUCAUGAGGUUAUGCUAAGUGAAGUCCAAAAGUGGAUUCAAUCAACUCUUCGAUGCUAGGAUGUCAUAAAAUCGUAUGUCGCCGAGAGUU